GGGCCUUGACAAGCAGCAUAAAGGGGCCGUUCCAGACGCACGGCGCACGAACUCGCGACUCCACGCGCCGCCCUGUCGGACAGACGCUCCGAGAUGGCUACUUGUGUGGAGCACCCUGCCAAGGGCUACACGGCUCUGUACGAGACGGCGCAAGAGGUGAAGACACCCAUGCCCACGCAAGUGCAAGGCCGCAUCCCGUCGUGGCUGAGCGGCAGCCUCAUGCGGUUGGGGCCCGGCCUCUUCGAGGUGGGCUCCGAGGAGUUCCUGCACCUGUUCGACGGGCAAGCCCUGCUGCACAAGUUUGAGAUCAGCAACGGCGCCGUCACCUACGCGUGCCGUUUCCUUAAAACGGACACGUACAUGCGCGCCAUGACCGAAAACCGGAUCGCGAUCACCGAGUUCGGAACCGUCGCCUACCCCGACCCCUGCAAGAACAUCUUCUCCAGGUUCUUCUCGUACUUCCAGAAGAUCGAGAUCACCGACAACGCGCUGGUCAACGUCUACCCCGUGGGUGAGGACUUCUACGCCUGCACAGAGACGAACUUCAUCACCAAGAUCAACCCCGAGACGCUGGAGACCGUCGCCAAGGUUGACCUGUGCAAAUACAUCUCCAUCAACGGGGCGACGGCGCACCCGCACAUCGAACGGGACGGCACCGUCUACAACAUCGGCAACUGCUUCGGCAAGGGGCUGUCCUUCGCCUACAACAUCAUCAAGAUCCCCCCGCUGCUGAAAGACAAGGUGAACCCCUUGAAUAAAAUGUCGGUGGCCGUGCAGCUUCCGUGCAGCGAACGAUUCAAGCCGUCCUACGUGCACAGCUUCGGCAUGACGGAGAACUACUUCGUGUUCGUGGAGCAGCCCGUGAAGAUCAACCUGUGGAAAUUCCUGAGCGCCUGGGGGCCCCGCGGCGCCACCUACAUGGACUGCUUCGAGAGCCACCACACGAUGGGGGUGUGGGUGCACGUGGCCGACAAGCGCCGGGGCGAGUACCUGGACAUCCGGUUCCGCGCGGCGGCCUUCAACAUCUUCCACCACAUCAACACGUUCGAGAAAGAGGGCCACGUCGUCAUGGACGUCUGUUGCUGGAAGGGGUUUGAGUUCAUAUACAACUAUCUAUACCUCGCCAACAUGAGGGAGAACUGGGAAGAGUUGAAGCGGAACGCGUACAAGGCUCCCCAGCCGGAAGUGCGGCGAUACGUGCUGCCCAUCAACUUCGACGAGGAGGAGUACGGCAAGAACCUGGUGCGUCUCGGAGACACCACGGCGACAGCGACACUCCGCAACGACGGCACCAUCUGGCUGGAGCCCGAGGUGCUCUUCUCUGGACCGCGACAGGCGUUCGAAUUCCCGCGGAUUAAUUACGAGAAGAAUAACGGACGCGACUACACGUUCGCCUACGGCCUGGGCCUCAACCACUUCGUGCCGGACAAGAUCUACAAGCUGAACGUGAAGACUAAGGAGCACUGGGUGUGGCAGAUCCCGGGCACCUACCCUUCUGAGCCCAUCUUCAUCGCCCGGCCGGAUGCCCAAGAUGAGGACGACGGGGUACUGCUGACGACGGUGGUGAGCCCUGGGCCCGCUGGACGCACACCGGCCUUCCUGCUCAUCCUCAACGCCAAGGACCUGACGGAGGUCGCUCGCGCGGAGGUUGACGUCAACAUUCCCGUGUCCUUCCACGGAAUGUUCAAGGAGAGCUCGAAGCACUAGGGGGCUGGUAGGGGGUACGGGGGGGUAGGAAUAGUGCGGCUGCUGUGGGGGGCUAGCCCAAUGCUCCCUCUGGUGGCCACAGCUACGAGUUGGGCCUCCCUCAUCCUUGUCUUCGACAACGGCGUGAAAAGAAAAACACUGAUGUAAGGAUGUGAUUAGGCAAGAGCAGGCGUGAUAUUUAUAGCCUCGAUGCGACCGUGCGAGACAAAUCAAAUAUUGGGGAGGGGGGGGGCACCCUGACCGAUUGCCGCACCCACUGAGCUGACAAUGUCAUUACUACGUCACUGAUAAUGUAGUUACUACGUCACUGAUAAUGUAGUUACUACGUCACUGAUAAUGUAGUUACUACGUCACUGAUAAUGUAGUUACUACG
This is a messenger RNA of Petromyzon marinus (sea lamprey), 2080 nucleotides long. RefSeq names its product retinoid isomerohydrolase RPE65 (gene RPE65). The record is from RefSeq and is a predicted model, not a curated record. NCBI's taxonomy places the organism in Eukaryota, Metazoa, Chordata, Hyperoartia, Petromyzontiformes, Petromyzontidae. Gene Ontology annotation, molecular function: all-trans-retinyl-ester hydrolase, 11-cis retinol forming activity; retinol isomerase activity; beta-carotene 15,15'-dioxygenase activity. Gene Ontology annotation, biological process: retinal metabolic process; zeaxanthin biosynthetic process.